AUGUCUCAUGGUUUUUCUCGACUUGCGGCGGGGAUAUGCGUGACGUCAGGACUCCUGUUUAGUAACGUGGGACACCUCAGUAAUCUCUUCGAGGACUGGCAGGGCACGAGGGACGCUUCUCGAGUGACGUCAGGACUCCUGUCUAGUAACGAGGGACACCUCAGUAAUCUCUUCGAGGACUGGCAGGGCACGAGGGACACUUCUCGAGUGACGUCAGGACUCCUGUCUAGUAACGAGGGACACCUCAGUAAUCUCUUCGAGGACUGGCAGGGCACGAGGGACACUUCUCGAGUGACGUCAGGACUCCUGUCUAGUAACGAGGGACACCUCAGUAAUCUCUUCGAGGACUGGCAGGGCACGAUGGACCCUUCUCGAGUGACGUCAGGACUCCUGUCUAGUAACGAGGGACACCUCAGUAAUCUCUUCGAGGACUCGCAGGGCACGAGGGACCCUUCUCGAGUGACGUCAGGACUCCUGUCUAGUAACGAGGGACACCUCAGUAAUCUCUUCGAGGACUGGCAGGGCACGAGGGACCCUUCUCGAGUGACGUCAGGACUCCUGUUUAGUAACGUGGGACACCUCAGUAAUCUCUUCGAGGACUGGCAGGGCACGAGGGACGCUUCUCGAGUGACGUCAGGACUCCUGUCUAGUAACGAGGGACACCUCAGUAAUCUCUUCGAGGACUGGCAGGGCACGAGGGACACUUCUCGAGUGACGUCAGGACUCCUGUCUAGUAACGAGGGACACCUCAGUAAUCUCUUCGAGGACUGGCAGGGCACGAUGGACCCUUCUCGAGUGACGUCAGGACUCCUGUCUAGUAACGAGGGACACCUCAGUAAUCUCUUCGAGGACUCGCAGGGCACGAGGGACCCUUCUCGAGUGACGUCAGGACUCCUGUCUAGUAACGAGGGACACCUCAGUAAUCUCUUCGAGGACUGGCAGGGCACGAGGGACCCUUCUCGAGUGACGUCAGGACUCCUGUCUAGUAACGAGGGACACCUCAGUAAUCUCUUCGAGGACUGGCAGGGCACGAGGGACCCUUCUCGAGUGACGUCAGGACUCCUGUCUAGUAACGUGGGACACCUCAGUAAUCUCUUCGAGGACUGGCAGGGCACGAGGGACGCUUCUCGAGUGACGUCAGGACUCCUGUCUAGUAACGAGGGACACCUCAGUAAUCUCUUCGAGGACUGGCAGUGCACGAGGGACGCUUCUCGAGUGACGUCAGGACUCCUGUCUAGUAACGAGGGACACCUCAGUAAUCUCUUCGAGGACUGGCAGGGCAUGAGGGACGCUUCUCGAGUGACGUCAGGACUCCUGUCUAGUAACGAGGGACACCUCAGUAAUCUCUUCGAGGACUGGCAGGGCACGAGGGAUGCUUCUCGAGUGACGUCAGGACUCCUGUCUAGUAACGAGGGACACCUCAGUAAUCUCUUCGAGGACUGGCAGGGCACGAGGGAUGCUUCUCGAGUGACGUCAGGACUCCUGUCUAGUAACGAGGGACACCUCAGUAAUCUCUUCGAGGACUGGCAGGGCACGAGGGAUGCUUCUCGAGUGACGUCAGGACUCCUGUCUAGUAACGAGGGACACCUCAGUAAUCUCUUCGAGGACUGGCAGGGCACGAGGGAUGCUUCUCGAGUGACGUCAGGACUCCUGUCUAGUAACGAGGGACACCUCAGUAAUCUCUUCGAGGACUGGCAGGGCACGAGGGAUGCUUCUCGAGUGACGUCAGGACUCCUGUCUAGUAACGAGGGACACCUCAGUAAUCUCUUCGAGGACUGGCAGGGCACGAGGGAUGCUUCUCGAGUGACGUCAGGACUCCUGUCUAGUAACGAGGGACACCUCAGUAAUCUCUUCGAGGACUGGCAGGGCACGAGGGAUGCUUCUCGAGUGACGUCAGCACUCCUGUCUAGUAACGAGGGACACCUCAGUAAUCUCUUCGAGGACUGGCAGGGCACGAGGGAUGCUUCUCGAGUGACGUCGGGACUCCUGUCUAGUAACGAGGGACACCUCAGUAAUCUCUUCGAGGACUGGCAGGGCACGAGGGAUGCUUCUCGAGUGACGUCAGGACUCCUGUCUAGUAACGAGGGACACCUCAGUAAUCUCUUCGAGGACUGGCAGGGCACGAGGGAUGCUUCUCGAGUGACGUCGGGACUCCUGUCUAGUAACGAGGGACACCUCAGUAAUCUCUUCGAGGACUGGCAGGGCACGAGGGAUGCUUCUCGAGUGACGUCAGGACUCCUGUCUAGUAACGAGGGACACCUCAGUAAUCUCUUCGAGGACUGGCAGGGCACGAGGGAUGCUUCUCGAGUGACGUCAGGACUCCUGUCUAGUAACGAGGGACACCUCAGUAAUCUCUUCGAGGACUGGCAGGGCACGAGGGAUGCUUCUCGAGUGACGUCAGGACUCCUGUCUAGUAACGAGGGACACCUCAGUAAUCUCUUCGAGGACUGGCAGGGCACGAGGGAUGCUUCUCGAGUGACGUCAGGACUCCUGUCUAGUAACGAGGGACACCUCAGUAAUCUCUUCGAGGACUGGCAGGGCACGAGGGAUGCUUCUGGAGUGACGUCAGCACUCCUGUCUAGUAACGAGGGACACCUCAGUAAUCUCUUCGAGGACUGGCAGGGCACGAGGGAUGCUUCUCGAGUGACGUCAGGACUCCUGUCUAGUAACCAGGGACACCUCAGUAAUCUCUUCGAGGACUGGCAGGGCACGAGGGAUGCUUCUCGAGUGACGUCGGGACUCCUGUCUAGUAACGAGGGACACCUCAGUAAUCUCUUCGAGGACUGGCAGGGCACGAGGGAUGCUUCUCGAGUGACGUCAGGACUCCUGUCUAGUAACGAGGGACACCUCAGUAAUCUCUUCGAGGACUGGCAGGGCACGAGGGAUGCUUCUCGAGUGACGUCAGGACUCCUGUCUAGUAACGAGGGACACCUCAGUAAUCUCUUCGAGGACUGGCAGGGCACGAGGGAUGCUUCUCGAGUGACGUCAGGACUCCUGUCUAGUAACGAGGGACACCUCAGUAAUCUCUUCGAGGACUGGCAGGGCACGAGGGAUGCUUCUCGAGUGACGUCAGGACUCCUGUCUAGUAACGAGGGACACCUCAGUAAUCUCUUCGAGGACUGGCAGGGCACGAGGGAUGCUUCUCGAGUGACGUCAGGACUCCUGUCUAGUAACGAGGGACACCUCAGUAAUCUCUUCGAGGACUGGCAGGGCACGAGGGAUGCUUCUCGAGUAUUCUCGGGGCAUCUCUCGAGUUGCCUGAAGGAAGUCAAGCCACUGGACAUGUUUAAUGGGAAACGGGGGAUGGCUCUGGAGUCCAUGCAGGGGAACCGGGCCUUAUCUCGAGUUGAUUUGGGGCACAUGGAGCUGUUUUGCGUUGCAGGGGUGACCUCAGUGUUCGUCUAG
This is a messenger RNA of Rangifer tarandus platyrhynchus (Svalbard reindeer), 3405 nucleotides long. The record is from the annotation of a GenBank genome assembly. NCBI's taxonomy places the organism in Eukaryota, Metazoa, Chordata, Mammalia, Artiodactyla, Cervidae.